Molecule: messenger RNA, 1996 nt
Organism: Benincasa hispida (wax gourd)
Lineage: Eukaryota; Viridiplantae; Streptophyta; Magnoliopsida; Cucurbitales; Cucurbitaceae
Source: RefSeq, a predicted model, not a curated record
AGUACUAAAAUCGAACGGGAAAAAAUCUUUCAUCAAACAGAGCAACCAAAAACAGAGUUUCAAUUUGAGAGAUCAAUGAAGAGACAGAACAGCUUCUUAUCAUCCUCUUCACAAGUUGAAAUUUCUUCCGAUAACUUCCUCCGCCGCAGCCACCGCCACCACGGUUCCAGAUCCUUCGGCUGCGUCUCCAGUCUCCUCCAUUUCCUCUCCAACAACAACCACAGCCGCCGCAACAAAUCCAUCACAUUCGUCCACAACAGCAUUCACGAACUCGACAAUGCGAUUUCCAAAUCGAAUAUUUCUCAAUCUCCGAAGCAUGAAUCCGCCGCUAAUCUCCUAAUUUCCUCAUCCGAUUCGCCGCAGAUCGCGGAACGAUCCGAAUCCACAAUGUCGACGACGACGGUGGAGAGAUUUCGAGGAGCGAGAGGUCCGAUCGUGCGAUUGAUGGGACUAGAAAGCUCUACGGCGGAGGAAGGCGUUCCGGCGGCGGUGGAGAAGCAGAGGCAGAUUAUGGAAGCUUUGGAGAAAUGUGAACAGGAUCUAAAGGUGCUGAAGGAAUUCAUCGAGGCGUUUGAAUCGACGGAGAGCUUCAGAUCGUCGUCUCCGGCCGGUGAAGGGAAGAGGAUUGAGUUGAUGGUUUUGAAACAGAAGGAGGAGGCUAGUCCGGUGGCGUUGUCGGUGGUGGAAGAGUUGAGUAGGCGGCGGCAUUUCGUUAACACCAUGUUCUUCCACCGGCCAUCUGCAAAUUCCGGACGAAUGGAAUUACAGCAAAUACAACAAAUGCAAAGGAAGAAACCAGAAGGGGACAUGAUGAUGUUCAAUAAUCUAAGCAAAUUUGACAGUACCAAAACCAAAAUCCACGAGAUAGUGAUUGGUAACUGGAAAAGUGAAAAAGCAGCUGAACAAUCUCCACUAUGUAGAAGCAAGGUGGCAAUGAGAGAUAGUGUAGAACAAGUCUUCAAAGAAAUUUCUUGGGGUCAAAACAAGGAAAUGGGAAGAAUAGGAUUGGCUUUACAAAAUCAAAUUUGUGGGGAUUUGAUUGAAGAGUUGGUUAAAGAUUUGAAUUAUAACUAUACAUGUGGUUAUUAUAGUUCACUACCCUUUGAAGCUUGCAAGAGAAGACUUUGUUUCUAGUGUUUUUGUUUUGUAUCUCAAUACACAAUAUGGUAAAUCAUAUUUGAUUUUAUUUAACUGUUUCAGUUUAUAGACAUUUUUGUUACUCAUAUUAGUACUUAGUUAUUUAACUUUUUUUUUUUUUUUUAACCUUUACAUGAUCUUAUGCUUCUUUGUAUUAGUGUUUCAUAUGAAUAUAAAAAUGAUCAGCUAUAUUAUUGAGAGUUGUUGGAUGUGUAUAUAUACUAAAGAUUAUGCUAUGGCAAUGACUGUUAUUAAUAUUAAUGAAGUGUUUUCCAAGGAAAUUUUGAUGAGAGUGGUUAAUAGUAACAAAUAAGUAGGAAGGAAAUAUGUAAUUGCAUGUUUGUGGCUCUUAGUGACACCCUACCCUACUGAUGUUGCCAUGAUGAUCCCAUAGCAUCCAUGCAAGCUCUCUCAUACCAUCCAUCUCACCAUGCAACAUCACUAGUCGAGUUUUAUUUUGUCCUAAAUAGGUCUUUAAGAUUUGAAUUUAGAGGUCAACUUCUACUUUUGUUUCUAAGCUUUAAGAUUUGAAUUUAGUUUCUAUUCAAGAAAUUCUUUCCUAUGGAAAAAAGAUGGUCAGGCUCUUCAUGAGUCGAAUGUGAGUGUGGGCAGCACACUUGAAAAGAGAGGAUUUUUAUCCUUGUGACAAUCAAUUAUUCUUUCAGUUCAGGUAAAGAUGCAUUUCACAUGAGAACAAAGUAAACAAAGAAGCAAAAUAAGAUGCAAGGGCACAACAAAAAAUAAGAUUGGGGUAUGGAUCUCCAUUUAAACUCCUUUUCAUGGUUCCUAAUGCAUCUUGUAAUCCCAUGAAUUCCCAUCAUUAAAAGGGAAAAAAAAAAAAAAAAAAAAAAAAAAAAAA